Messenger RNA from Thelazia callipaeda (thelaziosis nematode), 1041 nucleotides. Lineage: Eukaryota; Metazoa; Nematoda; Chromadorea; Rhabditida; Thelaziidae. The record is from the annotation of a GenBank genome assembly.
AUGAUAUCAACAUUUGGUGAAGAUGAACAUCAUAACAUCGAUGACGAAUUAAAGCUGUUUGAGCGAGAAAUAGCUGCUUUGGAAACAGAAACUCAAAAUGAUACGAUCACCGAUACAGAGCAUUCACCUUCAAAUCCAAAUUUGUCAUCGGUAUCCAGUUCUCCAGACUCACCUACUUCAAAAACCUCUACAACAGCUCAGCCAGCACCACAACCUAUAGGUCCAACUAUGCAGUCAGAAACAAGACCGGUUAUGGGUCCGUUUCUUAAUAAUUCAGGAGUACCGAAUACUUCAAAUUCAUCAGUUCGUCCUACUCCUCCGCCCUUCUUACCUCACAUGAUGAUGCGUCCAGGAUUUAUACCCCAACCGAACUUAGGAAUGCGUUUCAUACCACCCCAGUUACGACUUCCUUUAGUUGGUUUUAUGCGUCCUCCGUUGCAAAUGUCAAUCCAGCCAGUUAUUCUUGAAUCGGGUCCUAGUAUGUAUGAUGAUUCAGUGAAAGGAGCUGAUAUGAAAAGUGGAAAGAAAAAUGCAGUAAUUGAAUCGAAUCCUAUGAAAACUCAAGUUCUCGCAUCAGACGUAGAGGCCAUUGCACAGAAAAAGUUUUUCGAAGCAGCUCAUCGUUCAACCUAUAUUAAUCAAGUCAUGCGGGGUGAAAGAAAGAUGAAGAGGUUUCUUCGUUGUGGUGGCGGACAGGUUUGGGAAGAUAAGUCGUUGGCAGAAUGGGAUCCUAAUGAUUUCCGUAUCUUUUGUGGGGAUUUAGGCAAUGAAGUGUCGGAUGAAUUGUUGGCGAAAGCUUUUCGGAAAUAUCCAAGUUUUCAGAAAGCAAAAGUAAUCCGUGAAGCUAGGACAAAUAAGUCAAAGGGCUAUGGAUUUGUCUCAUUCAAACACCAAGAUGAUUUCGUUCGCGCAUGCCGUGAAAUGGAUGGAAAGUAUGUAGGGAAUAGACCAAUAAAGUUGAGAAAAAGUAACUGGAGAGAACGAAAUAUGGAGGUGGUUAAAAAGAAAAAAAAACAAAAGCAGAAACUUGGAUUGUCUUGA